Molecule: messenger RNA, 1026 nt
Organism: Drosophila willistoni
Lineage: Eukaryota; Metazoa; Arthropoda; Insecta; Diptera; Drosophilidae
Product: alpha N-terminal protein methyltransferase 1
Exons: 1
Coding region: 130-960 (276 amino acids)
Biological process (GO): N-terminal protein amino acid methylation
Cellular component (GO): cytoplasm
Molecular function (GO): N-terminal protein N-methyltransferase activity
Source: RefSeq, a predicted model, not a curated record
CUCCAAAGAAGCUUUUAAAUUCUAUUAACAACCACACUAAAUUGAACGAACACAAAUAUAGAAUUAAAUGAAAUAAUUACUGUAGAAUCAGUAGUAUGCCUUGGCAUACAUGCUAAAUAUUAAGACAAAAUGGCUUCGACUACGGAAACUGAUCUGAUAACCAAAUUGGAUAUUGUGAAUAUCUCACCAGAGAAGACAACCAUGGACAAGGAGACUUUAAAGACUAGCGAACUGGUUACAACAGAAACAGAAGCAAAAAAAGAUGUUGGAGGAGGAUCUGCUGUGGGAGCACCAUCACGCACACCAGAGUUCUAUAAUAAGGCUCAGAAGUAUUGGUCCACGGUGCCUGCCACUGUAAACGGCAUGCUGGGCGGAUUGGGGUACAUCAGCGCCAUCGAUAUACAAGGCUCUAAUGUCUUUCUACGGGAAAUACGGGUGCCAGGUCGUAAAUUGGCAUUGGACUGUGGAGCUGGCAUUGGUCGUGUAUCUCGGAAUCUCCUAAUGCCCCGUUUCAGCUGUGUUGAUAUGGUGGAACAAGAUCGAGCAUUUGCCGAAAAGGCGCGCGAAUAUUGUGAACAAGAAGACCGAGCUGACAGUGCCGUUGGCGAUAUUUACAACGUGGGAUUACAGGAGUUUAGACCUACUAAACAAUAUGACCUUAUAUGGAGUCAAUGGGUUCUAGGACAUUUAACAGAUUAUGAUUUGGUGGAAUUUUUUCAGCGCAUGCGUUUGGGCCUCGCACCAGAUGCCUAUUUCUGCCUUAAAGAGAAUUUCAGCAGCACAAACAAGGUGAUCUUGGAUGAUGAAGAUUCUUCGGUUACACGUCCGUUGGAUCAAAUGGAGCGUUUUCUCAAAACGUCUGGUUUUCGUAUCGUGCGCAAAGUGCGACAACAAAACUUUCCUAAAGGCCUCUUCCCAGUUUAUAUGAUUGCUUGUAAACCUAAUGUAAAGACAAAUUAGAAUUAACUGAUACCCCAGAGUACAAAAAUUAAAUGUCCGUAAAAUUAGUGACGCUGUUAAAACUGA